This is a messenger RNA of Pseudo-nitzschia multistriata, 3239 nucleotides long. NCBI's taxonomy places the organism in Eukaryota, Bacillariophyta, Bacillariophyceae, Bacillariales, Bacillariaceae. The record is from the annotation of a GenBank genome assembly.
CGCAAGGCGUUCCAAAUUGCGCCCGUCGCCGGAAAGCUGGCUUGAUCCGGACACCUCCGUUGUACGCCACAAAAGGCACAAAAGGAGCAGACCGGAUGGAUCGACAAUUCGUUUCGUACGGAGCAAGCGUACCGCACGGGGCGGAGUGGUAUGUGGUUGAUUGUUGCGUCUCAUCCAUGGUUCUGAUUCAUGGGUGGAUUCGUUCGUUCCGACGAGGAGAAUUUUAGUCGAGGAUGUGUCGGUGCGGCCCAGCAUCUGCUUUCGACUGCCCAAUGUGCAAUCGUGACGAGCUCUGCUGUGCUGUUUGUUCGUUGUGAUUCAACCACCAUCUGCCUCUGCGCUAGCAUCUUUUCAUGUGCCAGCGCCGGUGGUACUUCUAGUUAGCGAUACCUUAUGACGUUGAGUAGUUGCGUAGUCGUUUUAGUAUUUGUUUGCCGCAGAUGUUUGCCUCGUCGUUCUUCUCAAUACCCACUUGGAGAACGGAUCGAAUCGUAGAAAGAAGAACCCAGGAAGAUGGGAUGGAGCACGUUGCGACUCCGAUGGUCGGUAGUCAGCAUGGAGAGUGGUUGGUCGCCGUGUAUUCAAGGAAGGAAUCCCAAGCAGGCAACCGCAUCGACUCAAAGGUAUCCGAACGAGUACGAAGGGCUUCCGUGGUGGUGUUGUGGUGGAUGAUUUUGUGUCUUGGUCGGGGAACAUGCGUUCCUGGUACAGAACCCGCGUUCUCUUAGGGAAGAAUGCGAUGCGCUUUUGAAGCAUAUGGCCGCAGCUUUUGCCACAUGCCUUCGGGUUCUGGCGUUGCACAGCUGCUUACGAUACGGUUCCCCCGAACCCUUCCGAACAGUAGAAUGUGUACCGAUUCGUCGAGACGUACUCGGCGAAUUUAGUUCGAAUGUCACUGACUGGUGACUACCACUGCCACAGCACUAGUACUUGUUCCGGGGGAUCGGAUUCGAUCGCAAACGGUCGCAUCAUGUUCAUUGAUUCGAUCGAAUACGAGAAGAAUGCCAUUCGUUUUCGCUUUUGCUUCCGAAGUACGGCUGUCGAAUGGGUACCAGGGUAGCAAGUGGGAUCAGCGGCAUGUCCGAAAAUGCACACCCCAGCACAGAGACUGUGGUUCAGUACGACAGAACAUCCGAAGAAGGCAAAAGAAGUCAACGGCAAUCGUACAACAACUCCCGACUGACUCGGCGAAUUUAGUUCCAAACGGUCAGAACGCAGAAACAGAUGCAGGUUUGUGUCACAACAGGCUGAUUCUCCGAAUGUGCGUAGGCAUUGUUUUCGAUCGUACGGUAUUUUUGAUGAAUAGAAGAAUGCAUUCGAAAUUAAAUUUAAGUAACGAUUUUUAAAGUCGAGUCAAAGAUGGCAGGUUUUUCCCAAUCUUAGUCAAUCCUAGGGCGAUUCACUCGUCGGACUGCACAAUCCACGCUUCGUUGAACCUACUGAUCGACUAGUACUCUUACCUCCGGGGGCUUCAAAUUGCUGUCGUCGUUGUCGUUCUGAAUCAAUCAAUCCAUCUGUCCAGUCCAACCUGUCAACCGUGACGCCAAUAUCGAGUUUUGAAGAAGAACUUACACAUCGAGCGUCAUAAGAAGAAUGCACUAUGCUCACUCACUACGAGUACCUGUAUUUGAUGAGUGGACGACUAUUUUUGGUCUCACCCAGAUCGCUAGAAGAACGACUUAGAACGCGUAUCGAAGUCAAUAAAUAAUAGCCCAUAGUAAUCUGCUACGUAAAAUUUGUUAAAUGAAAUUCCCUAGAAACAAGUUAAAAAAUAACUGGGACCGCGCGCUUCCGAUGCCCUCGCAAGCUCUGUGGAAGAAUCUGGAUCACGGAAGCGUGAAGAACGCGUUCUUCUUUGGUGUCAGUCAGCCAUGCCACCUCCACACCAUCGAAGGACAACCAGCUGGGGCAUUCUCUCAAAAGUGGGACGAACCUGCUUUCUUCAACACGUCGGUGGAGCAUUCUUUUUCUUGCAUUCCAUUUUUUACGUACUUUCCUUACUGCGGCGAACAGCACAUUGGUGAUUGCAUCAGAGGACGAAGACCAGUGCUAUCACAUCAUCGUUGCAACAUCAGACCAUAGUUGUAACAUAUCAGCAAAGAAACAUAGUCACCAUAGAGACUUACAAGAAUCACGACUACGCUAGUUGAAACUACUAACGGUUACUUACUCACAUCAAUACAUAAACCGUCCCGAUGCCUUUCAUAAUGUCAAAAAAGCUAAACUCAAACGUUCGGAAACGGCACAACACCACAAGUUGCCCACACAUUACCACUGCUGACGGCAAAACCAUGCUCUCCACUCCAGUUCUCACCUUAGAUCUCGCACGCCUCGCAAAGAUCCGCAACGCCUCGAUUCAAUCCGUCAAGGGAUUUUCUCCCAACCACCUCAACAUUAGCGCUGUUGUCUCGAAGAAGCGCCCCCGCAGCAGCAGCAACGGAGAGUGCGAUUCCUCGGCGUGUUCUUCUUCCUCUGCUACCAACACUCCCACCGCGGCACUCCCCACAGAUGUUUCGGACCUCAGCCCCUCGGAAUACCUCAAAACCAUCUUUCGCGCCAACGGCUUUUCCGACCUCGAGUCGAUCGCCAAGAACUGCGAGCCCCGUUUCCUCCCGGUCACCACGGCCAUGAUGGAGGCCUACCACACGGAGAUCCUCAACGCCGUCCGGUCCAAUAACCUCGAGCAGGCCCAGGCCCUCUACCGGGCGGGUGGCUUCCAGCACGGGUGCAACGCCUGCAACCGUUUCGGCGAGUCUAUCCUGCACAUUGCCUGCCGGAGGGGAAACCUGGGGAUGGUCCGCUUUUUCGUAGAGGAGGUGGGCCUGGACGUGACCGCCAUCCGCGACGACUAUCACCGGACCCCCCUGCACGACGCCUUUUGGACGUCGACGGCCUCCUACGAGGUCGUCGAUUUCCUGCUGCGCCAGCCGCACGUUCCAGACCUCUUGCUGUGCAAGGACAAGCGGGGCUUUACUCCGCUGGACUAUUCCCGGGGCGAGGACCGCGGACGGUGGCUCGACUUUCUGAGCGAGCGCAGCGCCAUUCUGAGGCCGUACCAAGCGGAGAAAACGAGCAGCUCCGAGUCGCCGUGCAAGCGGAUGCGGGUGGUGGCCUAGGCAACCGACGACCGCUGCUUGCAACCAAGCUCGAACACGAGCCAUGCUUUGAGCGGGCGCUGCUAACUACUAGCCAGCAGCCCAGACACAAACAUAACCUACGAAUAGACUACUGUAAUAGAC